AUGGACAUGGACCAAGGAUUCUAUCGGAGGGUAGAUGUCCAGGACCACGCUCACUACAUUGUUGCCUUUUUUGUCUUGGUGAUCGGAGCAGUGGGUGUUACUGGGAAUGCCCUGGUCAUGUACGCCUUUUUCUGUAACAAAAAGCUUCGGACUCCCCCAAACUAUUUCAUCAUGAACCUGGCGGUCAGUGACUUCCUCAUGGCUAUAACACAGUCACCCAUCUUCUUUGUCAACUCUCUUUACAAGGGUUGGAUCUUUGGGGAAACAGGCUGCAAGAUGUAUGCUUUCUGUGGGGCUUUAUUUGGGAUCACAUCCAUGAUCAAUCUCCUGGCUAUCUCUGUAGACCGCUACAUUGUCAUCACUAAGCCUCUGCAGGCUAUGCAAUGGUCCUCCAAGAGACGAACGUCCCUCACCAUUGUCCUGGUGUGGCUGUACUCACUAGCAUGGAGCCUAGCACCACUUUUGGGGUGGAGUUCCUACAUCCCAGAGGGCCUGAUGACCUCGUGCACAUGGGACUAUGUGACCUCCACUCCAGCGAAUAAGAGUUAUACCCUGAUGCUGUGCUGCUUCGUGUUCUUCAUACCACUGGGCAUUAUAUCCUACUGCUAUCUGUGCAUGUUCCUGGCUAUUCGCCGUACGAGCAGAGAUGUUGAGAAGCUGGGGACUCAGGUGAGGAAGUCAACCCUGAUCCAGCAGCAGUCCAUCAAGACUGAAUGGAAGUUGGCCAAGAUUGCCUUUGUGGUCAUCAUAGUGUUUGUGCUUUCCUGGUCACCCUAUGCAUGUGUCACUCUCAUCGCCUGGGCUGGAUAUGGAAGCAUCCUCACUCCCUACUCCAAAGCUGUCCCUGCUGUCAUAGCCAAAGCAUCAGCCAUCUACAACCCUUUCAUUUAUGCCAUCAUUCACUCCAAAUACAGGGACACCCUGGCAGAAAAGGUCCCCUGUUUACACUUCCUAGCCCAGGCCCCCAGGAAGGACUGCUUAUCAAUGUCAAACAGUGAGUCCUCCUUCAAGGACUCAGUGCUGAGUAGGCAGUCAUCAGGCUCCAAAACCAAGUUUCAUAGUGUUUCCUCCAUGUCUACAGCAGACACACAGGUGUGGAGUGAUGUGGAGCUAGACCCCAUACAGCAGCAGGGCUAUUCUCUGAGGUCCAGUCGCUCCCAGGGAGCUCUUGGGGAGAAAGAGCACAAACCAUCAGCUCAGCAGAGCAGGGCAAAAGACAGCCAAAGCCAGGAACAGGUAAGGUUGCCACCCCAGAGCAAAGCUCACUGAGCAGAUGUG
Myripristis murdjan (pinecone soldierfish) is the source of this 1278-nucleotide messenger RNA. RefSeq names its product opsin 4xa (gene opn4xa). Gene Ontology annotation, molecular function: G protein-coupled receptor activity. Gene Ontology annotation, biological process: G protein-coupled receptor signaling pathway; visual perception. Bases 1 to 1269 code for a protein of 422 amino acids. Gene Ontology annotation, cellular component: membrane. NCBI's taxonomy places the organism in Eukaryota, Metazoa, Chordata, Actinopteri, Holocentriformes, Holocentridae. The transcript is spliced from 9 exons. The record is from RefSeq and is a predicted model, not a curated record.